Messenger RNA from Pseudoliparis swirei, 3750 nucleotides. It is a transcript of the gene anapc5, whose product is annotated as anaphase promoting complex subunit 5. Bases 315 to 2639 code for a protein of 774 amino acids. The record is from RefSeq and is a predicted model, not a curated record. The transcript is spliced from 17 exons. Gene Ontology annotation, molecular function: protein binding. Gene Ontology annotation, biological process: positive regulation of mitotic metaphase/anaphase transition; anaphase-promoting complex-dependent catabolic process; protein K11-linked ubiquitination. Gene Ontology annotation, cellular component: anaphase-promoting complex. Lineage: Eukaryota; Metazoa; Chordata; Actinopteri; Perciformes; Liparidae.
AAAGCCAAGAGGCAACUUCUGUCAACAUGGUUAGAAUAAACCAAAUUACCUGAGACGGCAGAAGUGCGCGUUCGCUAUCAGUGAGAUAAUAAACGACACUCAUCGUGUAUGUAUUAACUAUUCUGAGGAGUUUAAUCUAACUGCUAGUUAAAGAGACGCGCUUACGUUAACUGCUAGCUAGCUAACGUGCCUGCUGGUGUCCAGCUGCCUGUUUGGCUGCUGGGUGAGUUCAACUUGCAUUUCCCCUAAAUGUUGACUCGGUGUGCCACCGAAGUUGAUUAUUUCUUCCCCGUAGCUUAACACAAGCUGUUAAAAUGGCGAGUGUGCAUGAAAGUUUGUAUUUCAACCCUAUGAUGACGAACGGAGUCGUCCAUGCUAACGUGUUUGGGAUAAAAGACUGGGUGACUCCGUAUAAGAUCUCCGUCCUGGCGCUGCUGUAUGACAUGACGACGUCCAAAAUCACGUUGCCAGUGAGGAGACGACUAAACAAGCUCAUCCUCCCCUUGCAGCAGGGUCCAGACCUGAGUCUUGGCCAGUUCCUGAAGACUGUGGAGGAAUGUUGCCCUCCGACUGCAUAUGCUGUCAAACUCAGGCUGCAUGAAAUGGCAAACGGAGAGCUCAAAGACAUGGAGUACUUCUUUUCCACUCUUCCUACUCCAUUCACUGCAUUUGAUUCUGAGGCUUAUAAAUCCAGUGUUGUCGGGCUUUUUAUGAGACACAUGCUUCUGGCCUACAACAAGCUGUCUUUCAGUCAGGUCUACAAGUUGUACAAGUCCCUGCAGCACUACUACCACAGUCACUACGCCAAGCCGGCCGAUGGGCAGCUGGGUUUGGCAGCGCUGGUCGCUGACGACUCCGACAUGGACCUCACCAGCACUGAGGACACUGUAGGGGACAGAAUAGAAAGAGACGAGUUGGACACCCCCCUGCAUGAGUCAGAGCUUCGAAAUGACAAUACUCCAAGCAGAGGGCCCCUUUCACAAAAACAAGCAGAGUACUUUCUUACAAGACAGGCAUAUCUUCUGAAGAACGAUGAGAACAAAGCUCUGAAGCCUGCUGCACUGCAGGAAGAGCUCAACAACAUGCUGAAAUUUAACCCCGAUUUUGCUGAGGCGCAUUAUCUGAACUACUUGAACAACAUGAGAGUCCAGGACAUCUUCCUCUCAGCCCAUAGUCUCUUACAUUAUUUUGAUCGUCUCAUCUUGUCUGGAAAUGAGGGAAAGAGCAACGGGGAUGAGGGCUACGGCCGAAGUCUCCGCUACGCUGCUCUCAACCUGGCAAGCCUGCACUGUCGCUUCGGACAUUAUCAGCAGGCUGAUCUGGCUCUAAAGGAGGCUAUCCGCAUCGCCCAGGAGUCCAAUGACCAUGUGUGCUUGCAGCACUGUCUGAGUUGGCUCUACACGUUGGAACAGAUGAAGGGAUCUGACAGCACGGUGUUAACUGAGGAUUCAGUGAAAAUGGCUGCCCAUUUCUGCCUGCCAUACUUGGCAUCUCUGGGCAUUCAGUCGUUGGUCCAGCAGGGGGCAACGCAGGGUAAGACAGCCCACAAACUGAUGGACGCACUGAAGGACACGGACAUCCUGCACUGGAAGUCUGGAAGUCUGUCGGAACUGAUUGAGAUCAGCCUGGCUCAGACGACGUCCAUAUGGAGGAUGUACGGCAAGAGCACCAUGGCGAUGCAGCAAGCCCAGCUGCUUCUCAACAUGAGCAGUCUGGAGCCGGUCAACUAUGGGGUCCAGCAGAACAACACCGAGGCGUUCGCUGUGGCUCUGUGCCACCUGGCCGAGCUGCACGCUGAGCAGGGCCUGUACUGUGCCGUGUCAGAGAUUCUCCAGCAUCUGAAAGAACAGUUUCCUCCUCACUCGCAGCAUGCCAAGCUCUGGAUGCUGUGUGAUCUCAAAAUCCAGUUUGAAAGACACAUGAACGAAGGGAAAUACCAUUUGGCAGAGCCACUAGUGACAGCGAUCGCUGCCUUAAACAAAACAGAAGGUCUCUACAGGAAAGCUCAAGUUCUGAAGGCUCUCAACCGGAGCACCGAGGCGUACGGCAUCUUACAGCGGCUGCAGGUGCACUGUGAGAAGAUGAAAUCCACGGAGGUGGUCAUCAGAGUUAUGCUUUUGACCGCUGAGCUCCACUGGGAGUCGUCUGGCUUCUCCACCGCUCUUCCUCUCCUCCUGCAGGCCUUGGCUCUGGCUAAACGGCACCACCUCCAGUCCAUGGCCUCCGAGACCAUCCUCCACCUGGCCUUCACUCAGCUGAUGUUGGGGGUUCCUGAGCAUGCUCUGAGUGUUCUGCAUGAAGCCAUUGAGCCGGUUCUGGCCCACGGGUCAGUCAUGGACAAGGGCCGAGCCUCGCUGCUAAUGGCCCGCUGUCAGAUGGCAGUGGCUGGAUUCAGGCCAAACGGACAAGGGCAAGCAGAUUCGCAUUUGGCCGUUUUGGCUGUGGACACGCUAAAUGAGGCGGCAGCCUAUUUCUCCAAGCUGAGCUGCAAGGAGCGUCUGCGAGACGUCCACUACCUGCAGGCUCAGCUCCACCGCUCUCUGGGGCAAACCUCGCAGUGCAACAAGAGCGCCAUGCUCUUCCGGCUGCUGGACCAGGAGCUGCAGUCACCGGCACCACUGGUCUCCAUGCGGCUGUAACCACUUCCUGUCCAACAACGGACUCCAGUCACCGUGGUGGGGCCUCUGAAAAGGAAAUAUUGACUGCCGAGUUGAGUCUCUGCGGCUCGCCACUAGAUGGUGACGAAGACCCGUCAGCGCGGAGAUAUUCCAUUUGUAAAUAUUUAAGCAAUGUGAAUCUCUAUGCGCACAAUGUCGGGCAAAUAUUUAGAGAGGACCAUUUCAGCCGUCAUAAACAAGGCUGAGUAACGAGUAGACCAGGAAUGGAUCAGUUGUCUUUUCACUUGUGAUCGGGUACAGAUUGAAAUGAUCGCCCGAUGAUGAAUGCAACAUGUUUUUCAAUACUUCAACCACAGCAACAGUCCAGGCUUGGCAGACAUGACGUGCCUUCCGGCAGUGCAACAGUUGACGACAAGAGGAGUGUGUCAGCGGCCUGGCUGAUUCACAUUUCGCGAGAAGAAUACAGGUGAAGCUUCUGGAGAAGGAAAUCGUGCUCACGUUUCCAACGUAAAAGCCCUCGUGAUGACAUAACGCCAGACACUGUACCUGAAUUCCACUUGCGUCUGGCACGGGGUGUGAGAGUCCUUCUCGGCUGAUGGCGUUACGUGUUGGCGUCUUGGCGGGCCUGUAAUCGUUACUCACUGCACUUCUUUCAAGAACAUAAACGACUUGUCGACAUGUCGUUUUUGAUCAAUCCCACACGCGUAUAGGAACAAGCGCGUGGGGGAUGUACGGUAUCCGCAGUGGGAACGUCUCCACGGUAAAGUUCAGCAAUCAGUUCAGUAGUAAUUAAAGUUGAUCGUAUCUUCUUGCACAACCAUUUCUACGGUCGUAACGUGUCCGACUGGAGCCCGAAAAGAAAAUCUCUGUUUACCAUCUCCAGGCAUCCUGGAAGUUUCUGUUGACUUAGUCAAAGCGCGAUGCUCGGACUUGUGUCAGUUACAGCGUAAACAAACGACAGGCCUGUUUAUCGAUGUAAAUGACCCACCGACUUAUGUCACGCAUCCGGCUCACGCCAGGGGAGUCUGCUCACCGUUGCUUGUUGUGCUUCUGGCGUCGGGCCAGAUAAUGCCUGUUUUUACAUGUUUAUCUUGAUUAAAACUAACAUUGUGUGGGUUAGAUCACAAGGACA